GGAGGACGGGGAGCGGAGACGGAUGCUGAGGUCCGCCAUGUGCCUUCCAGAAGUCCAUCUGCAGAGCCUGUCCGAGCUGGAGAGGUUCCGGCUGCAGGAGAUCGCGCUGAGCUGCCUGCGGGAGAGAGGAUUGAGCGCCGCGCCAAAGCCAGGUUGGCAGAAUGCCAGGAAAAUGGAGAAACGCCGGCAAGACCGGAGAGAUUCCCCACACGGAGUAUUUGGCGCGUCCCUGUCUUACGUCAUUGCGCAGGACCGCGUGGAGCGCCAUCGCACCAGCCUGGGCCGCAGCCGCAGGGCGUUUGCCGAAGUGGAGAGCAGCGUCCUCAGUUUCCGGGCCCAAUCGCGGCACGCGCUGGCCUCGGAGUUCUCGGGUUCGGCCACGUUCCGGAACAGCUUCCCCCAGACCAGAAGGCGAGGGGCGCUCUCCGUGGAUUCCAUAACAGAGCUGGACGAUGGAGAAGAUCGUCUUCUGGAGGCCCUUCAGUUGUCACAUUCAGAAGAACUGAGUUUUCAGCAGAAAGACAGCGGCACCCUUCCUCUGAGUUUGAAUCCGAUAUACAGACAAGUGCCCCGCAUUGUGGAGCGAUGUUGCUCUUAUAUAGAGAAGUACGGACUUCAGACGGUGGGAAUCUUUCGUAUUGCCGGCUCAAAGAAAAGAGUGGAGCAGCUGCGAGAAGAGUUUGCAAAUUCUGGCGAUGUGCUCCUCGGUGAAGACACAUGCGUCCAUGACAUAUCUGCGGUGCUUAAGGGGUUUCUGAGGGACCUACGAGAGCCUAUUCUACCUCAGGAAUUAUAUACAGCGUUCAUAAAAGCUGCAGGGUUGCACUCCGAGGAGAGAUUAAAGACCCUUCAGCUACUAAUCUUUGCCUUGCCCUCGUGUAAUGCAGACACAUUGCUUCGUGUCUUGAAGCUUCUCCAUAAGGUAUCUCUCCAUGAGAAGGACACAGUCAGCCUUUCAGGAGACCAGAUUCCUGGAAAUAAAAUGUCCGCCGCCAACCUCGCAACUGUAUUUGGUCCAAAUCUACUGCAGAACGAGAAAGGUUUGGCGGAUGAAAAGCAGAGCUUCCUGGACAGCGCAGCACAGAUAACAGUGACCGGGUCCAUGAUACAGCAUUAUCAGACCUUGUACACGGUCCCUCCCCAUAUGCAUAGUGAAUUAAUGACACAGUUACUGCAGACGGAUCCAGAAGUUGUAGAUUAUUUAUUGCGGAGGAAAUCCUCAAACUCUCAGGUGCUGGAGGAAGAGGAGGAGGGUGAGAGGAAACAUGACAGCCAGCAGUCCAGAGUCCACUUCUCAUCGACUAUGGUUCCUCACACCCCGCUUGAAACUCUUAUGAAGAUACAGAAUACGAAAGAAAGAACAGGCUUUUUGGAGAACCCAAUGCUGUUGACGAAGCGCCGGAUGUCUCGUUCGCAGGAGGAUUUAACGAUGUUCCCCACUAUCGCACACCACAGAGGAGCGUUGCCCCGAAUAUUGCCCCUCUUCUUUCAUGAUUCACCCUUUCAUUCUACGUAAAUGUUAAUCCUGUUAUCA
This is a messenger RNA of Nanorana parkeri, 1534 nucleotides long. Its product is annotated as rho GTPase-activating protein 6-like. The transcript has 13 exons. NCBI's taxonomy places the organism in Eukaryota, Metazoa, Chordata, Amphibia, Anura, Dicroglossidae. The coding region runs from base 23 to 1516 and encodes 497 amino acids. Gene Ontology annotation, biological process: signal transduction. The record is from RefSeq and is a predicted model, not a curated record.